Coprinopsis cinerea okayama7#130 is the source of this 1921-nucleotide messenger RNA. RefSeq lists its product as hypothetical. The transcript has 2 exons. The record is from RefSeq and is a predicted model, not a curated record. Bases 176 to 1921 code for a protein of 581 amino acids. NCBI's taxonomy places the organism in Eukaryota, Fungi, Basidiomycota, Agaricomycetes, Agaricales, Psathyrellaceae.
AAACGUUCCCUUUCAUUCAAUUCGAGUGCUUGCUCUGGCUCCAGGAGACCACCUUCUUCUGCCUUUCUGUCCUAUCAACUUGGUACCUGGCUGUCUGUGACGGGGUGGAAACUAUCUGAGGGCUUAUCGUAUCGACUGAGAGAAUCCUGGUCAGCGCAUCUGCGUAUGGUGUAAGAUGGAACCGGCACGUCGUCUUCAAGCUGUUGGAAAGGACCUGUACUACUCGCCUAACUGCGAUCGUUCUCUUACGCUAGAAGAGGAUCCUUUCCUUCAGGUUGACAAAAACCCUUUCCAACCGGACAAGACUCGACCUUUGAACCACCCCAGGAUCUCGCCCGCAUCGCACACCACCGAAAGUGCAUCACCGAAGAGAUACACCCCGCACUAUCCAACCUUCCACACGCUGUGCACCCCCCGGGUAUGGACGUUAAGCUUCGGCUGGAUGGCCUUCAUCUUAAUGCGAUAUUGGGAUCCAGGCUACCCCUUCGAUCGACUGAAGCGCAUCCCAUACCCGCUUAGCGUGGGUCUUCCCGGGGAGUUGACGUAUAGUAUGCCCCAGCCAUUCAUCCAAAGCUGGGGUAAGUUGGAAUCGGAACUGUAUGGCGCGGUUACUAGACUCAAAUCGAAGUCCUCUGCACCAAUGGUCCUGCCUUUCCUACCAUGGGCUCAUGGAUAUCGACUCGUCUUCAAGAAUCCGAGGAGUUAUGACAGGGCUGUAGCCUCGUCAAGGAACUGGUUUUCGGUCUGGUGGGGCGCAUUGUCGUUCUUAAUUGCGUAUAGCGAAACAAAGCGAGAUGCGUUCAGUCUCCGUGGUUAUGUACCACUAUGGCAUGUGGAGCUCGAGCCGGAGGUCGAUGCUGCCUGGAUUGACGGUGUUUUCCGCUCCGUCAUCUGCGACUUCUCCUACAAGCCCAAUCGAAUUGGCUGUAUCCUGGACAUCGCCAAUCCAAAGCCCCAUCAACCUCCACUUUCGUGGUUCAUCGAGCAUGGUAUUCCUGUUUGGUAUCGGUGGGGACCUCAGGAGAUUUCAUCAGCAGACCCGUCCCUUGCUCCUCCACCAGAGAUGCUCACAGGAUCUCCCGAGCGCCCGUUAACAGACACUACAAAACCCUCAGAAGACCCCCGACAUCUGCACCCCGUCGAACCUGAACCAACCCCCAGCCCUCCCAAACAGGCUAGCAAACCCGAGCCAGCCUGGGUUGCCCAUUUUAAACGCCACGAGGAGAUCCACGCCCGAUGGCUUGAGAAGGAAUCCGCCGUUGAGCGUCAAGCACGCGAAGCUCGAGCAGCCAACCCGCCUUAUUCUAAAGUCAGGGUAUACGAGUGGUAUCCAUCCGAAAAAGAUCCAGAUGUCUACGAACGAAUCCCUGUUGGCAAGAAGUACUCGCGAGACACGCUCUCUCUCUACAGUUCGACGCAGAAGAUCUACGACCCUUUCUGUAACAUGUGGGACUGUUGCGAUAAGUUCGGCAAAGAGGAUGAUCUUGACCCGGACGAGUGGACCAUCGAUGACUUGGACCUUCCGCUCCCCGUUUCGAUGAGGAAUGAAAUCAUCGAGAUGCACCAGGACCACUUUAGCGACGACGGGGGAGAGGGAUCUGCCAUCGACAAGCCAGUACCAUUGCCCUCGCCCGCGACUGAAACGACGCCUUCAUCUCCUACACCUGCUUCUGUCUACACGCCCCUUCCUGUCUCCAACCUACCGUCUUCAGGCGCAACCACCCUUGUUGAAGACGAGCAGGAGCUACUCACGGAAACGACAAACUGGCUCGCCGUAUCUUUGGAGGAGGAGGGUCAAUCGCGUCUUCGGACUAUACUAUGGAUUCGUUUCCCCACUACCGUCGAAUACGAUUACAGCGCGAGGAUGGACCCAAAAUUCGAAAGGAGUUCACCAGGCUUCUUGGAUUGUCGAACGACAUGA